Mauremys mutica (yellowpond turtle) is the source of this 951-nucleotide messenger RNA. Its product is annotated as olfactory receptor 6J1-like. NCBI's taxonomy places the organism in Eukaryota, Metazoa, Chordata, Testudines, Geoemydidae. The coding region runs from base 1 to 951 and encodes 316 amino acids. Gene Ontology annotation, cellular component: membrane. The transcript has a single exon. Gene Ontology annotation, biological process: G protein-coupled receptor signaling pathway. The record is from RefSeq and is a predicted model, not a curated record. Gene Ontology annotation, molecular function: olfactory receptor activity; G protein-coupled receptor activity.
AUGGAGGAAAGGAAUGAAACGGCUGUGUCUGAGUUCAUCCUACUGGGAUUUUCCAGCCUUGGUGAGAAACUGAAGAUUUUCCUCUUCCUGGUUCUUCUCCUCACCUACCUGAUCACAGUGAUGGGCAACGUGGUCAUCAUUUUCAUAGUGUGGGUGAAUCACCGACUCCACUCUCCCAUGUACUUUUUCAUCGCCAAUUUGUCCUUGGAAAUAUGGUUCACCUCGGUCACAAGCCCUAAGAUGAUGCUGAACUUUCUCUCAAUCAGCCGAACCAUUUCAUUCCAUGGCUGCAUGGCCCAGUCCUUCUUCUAUUUCGCCUUAGGUGCAACAGAGUUAGCCUUCCUAGUGGUUAUGUCCUUUGAUCGUUAUGUUGACAUCUGCUGCCCUUUGCAAUAUACCACCAUCAUGAAGCAGAGAUUCUGUAUCCAGUUAGUUCUUGGUACAUGGGUGGGAGGUUUUAUGGUUAUGAGUUUCCGGAUGCUCCUCAUUUCGAAGUUAAGUUUCUGUGGGCCAAAUGUGAUCAACCAUUUCUUCUGUGACAACACACCCCUUUUCCUACUGUCCUGUACUGACACCAGUGGGGUUAGAAUGGUGGAUUGUAUUUUGAUCUCAACUUUAGUGCUGAGCUCAUUAUGCCUAACAAUGUUGUCAUAUGUGAGCAUCUUAUUUUCUAUUCUCCGAAUCCCAACGGCCACAGGUAGACAGAAAGCUUUUGCUACGUGUGGGUCUCAUCUCACAUCUUUGGCAAUUGCCUAUGGGAGCUGCAUUGUGUUGUAUGCCACACCUUCAGGAAAUUCCUCCUUGAACCUCAACAAAGGGGUGGCUCAGCUGAACACUGUCCUGUACCCUUUCCUCAACCCUUUUAUCUACAGCCUCAGAAACAAGACUGUGAAACUCGCUCUGAGAGAAAUGUUUAGGUUGAGCACUGCAAAGUUGCUCUCCGAUCUGUGA